Messenger RNA from Procambarus clarkii (red swamp crayfish), 6667 nucleotides. Lineage: Eukaryota; Metazoa; Arthropoda; Malacostraca; Decapoda; Cambaridae. The record is from RefSeq and is a predicted model, not a curated record.
UGGUGGCGUCACAGACCCGCCUCUACUAACCGCGAAUCGACGCGAUGUAAACAGUUACCCCACGAGCAGGUGUGAGGGUGAGAGCUACACCUUCUUCCUCCAGUAGAUUUAAGUGAUCGACGGUCUGCAAGAUGGCAACGCCGAAGCAAGUGUUAAAGAGCGUGGGUCCCAAGUUGGUGCCAUUCUUCAAGACCGUAGCAAUCUACUUCGUUUUAUUUAUACCGUCAGACCAACCUUCUAUUUUUGCAGUAGUGAUAAAAUGUCUGCCAGUUCUCUCUCUGAUUGCCUUUGUUCUGCUACAUGGCAUGAGCCUUGGAGAAGAGUAUGCUUAUUCUAGAAGAAUAUUGUUGGGAUUGAUCUUCUCGGUCUUCGGUGACGCGCUGCUUAUCUGGGAAGACUUCUUUGUCCAUGGCCUGGGAUCAUUCCUAAUUGCACAGAUCUUGUAUAUCUCUGCCUUUGGCUUUAGACCCUUCAACAUAUACGUUGCCACUGUUGUGUAUUCUCUCACAGCUCUAGGCAUUUACCUUCUACUGCCAGGGACGUCUGGGUUAGUUAGCAUUGGCAUGCCAAUCUACACUUUCCUGUUAAUGACAAUGGUGUGGCGGGCAGUUGCUAGAGUCCAGCUUUUUGAGGAAUUGUGGACCUGGACCAAACUUUGCUCCUGCGUUGGUGGCAUUCUCUUUGCAGUGUCAGAUGCUGGUAUCGGAUUCAGCGCCUUCUAUUGUCAGAUACCUCACUCUCAGGCCAUCAUAAUGGUAUCGUACUAUGCAGCUCAGCUUGGAAUUUCACUCAGUGUUGUUGAUAGCAAAGCUAGCUAUCUAGAUUCAGUGCGGGACAACAAGAUGCAGAAUAUUCAGCAGCAUAUACCAAGUGAUAGUGAGGAUGAAUCUUUCAUGGAAAAACUAGUAACGUCAUCGUCUUACUCCAGUGCUUCCCUCUGUGACUCCACUAGUCUCCUUGUCCGUCGACACACGGUCCACCUUGGCAGUAUACAAUAAGUAUGAAUUUUAUCAAUCUUAUGAGGCUUAAAGUUUAUAUUUUUUAAUUGAAUUUGGUGGUGUGUGUUAGGGUUAUGAUAUAGUGUGGAGCUGUAUGGUAGGCACGGUAGGCAUGGUUCGGUAGUAAAGCAGCAAUGCAAGCUUGUCAGGCAGUGUUUGACUGACUGUCACCAACCAGGUGUGGAGUGGACAGUGUUAAGAUUUUUGUCCAUUUCUACAAAUGGGGUUUAGUUUGUGGCAUCUUUAAAAGACAGCUCAUGGUAUGGGCACAUCACAUUCUGUCAGCUCGAGUGAUAUCGAGUGACUGUAGGAAGUAGUGGUGCAGUCUUCGGUUUCACUUUCUGAUGGUAAGACCUAUAUAAAUGUAGAAGUGUACAGUAAGAGCUGUACAUGAGCUCUUAGUUCCAGUAAGUGAGAAUUUUUAUUGUUAUUGUUAUUGCACUUUGGUUAAUUCUUUGAGAGAAUUUGUAACCUUUUAACGCAACCUCCUGCACCAUAAAAUGAGUUUUAUGCUCAAGACGUGACUUGACUUUAACUUGUAACCAAAUGGCUUAUUUAUCAGUACUCAGUAGCCUUAUUUUCCUUCAAUUUAUUUAAUUUUUCAUACCACAGACUGUAUGUUAAGUUUAUUUUAUGGCUAUAUUUUGAGGCUUCUUAUUAUAUUGAGAAACAUCAUCAUGCUGGUAAGGCAGUUCUUUGAAAUGUAUUAGUAGCAAACAUUAAGCAAUGUCUUAAUUAAGAUGGCUUUUCUUUACCUGCAGAAUUGUCAUCAUAAAUUUUAGUGUUACAAAAUAAAUAAAAGCAAAUUUUGUUAACAUUUUACUGACAUUUGAAUGGGUUAAAUUUUCUUGAAUUAGCAUGAAGAAAUUUGUCAAUAGUUUUCUUAGUAUAAUUCUAAAUAUUAAUAAUGAAUCAUUGAAAUAUGUUCUGUGGCUACUUUCUGCACUAUACAGCAUUACAAAAUCUGAAAUUCAGGCUCUGGGUACAGAACGUAAACAAGUUUUGAGUUCAGUUUAAGCCAUCUCUUAAGAAGAGUUUGUUGCAGAGGAAGAUACGGGAGAACAAGACUGGGGUUAUUAAUGUCUUUAAAAUGCAUUGGCUUUGUGUUUAUGAAUUUAGCAGAAUUCACAUGAAAAAAUUGGUUUAGUAUUUCAGACCCCAUAGAAUUCAAUUUUGUUUAAAAAAAAUUAUUUUCUUGAUUGUUCAAAAUAUUCAGUAAUUGCUAUACUUUUAGAUGGAUUUCAAUUAAAUUUGUUUAUAUAUAUAUAUAUAUAUAUAUAUAUAUAUAUAUAUAUAUAUAUAUAUAUAUAUAUAUAUAUAUAUAUAUAUAUAUAUAUAUAUAUAUAUAUAUAUAUAUAUAUAUAUAUAUAUAUAUAUAUAUAUAUAUUUUAUAUAUUAUAUGUAUAUGUAUACACUUCUAAUGCAGUGGUCAAGCACAGUGUAUACAUAGUUUGAAUUUCUGGCAAUGUUUCUUGGUACAGUAAUUUUCUUGUGCUAACGUAAUGAAGGUGGCCAAAUGUUUAUGCCUUGGCUGCAGGCGUGAUUACUCCAAGGCUUCCACUUGCCAUCAGGUGGUGCUCUGAAUAUGUCGGGACCAGGGGUCAGUGUUGCCAGAUCUCAGGUGCAGGAAGAGUCUCAGGUUGCCAUUCAGGAGCUUGUGAUUGCUUUGUAUGUUUGAAGAUUCCUCGCUCUCAAAAAAAAGUGUCAACUGAAUACAGGUGAUCUGAAAGUAUCUGCUCGACAAUAAUGUUAGAUUUAAAUAUUUUUUAUUAUUGAUUGAUAGAUUUGUACGGUGUUUUUUAACCUCUCUGUACGUAGCAUAUCUCGUAGGCAUUGUUGUGUCCGUGUCACAUUUGCUCAAAAUCUGCUUUAAUCAACAGUUUUGAAAGACUAUAUUACUGAUUCUAAUCAAUUAGUACCUAAAAACUCAAGUGGAAAUAAAUGUUUAGUGAAGCAUUCCUUAUUGUAAUGUCUGGAUGUGUCGUGCAGAAUCUUGAAACCAAAUAUCCUGAGAAAUAAAAAAAAUUCACGUGUGUUAAUUUACAUAUUGGUAGGUAGAUCCACAUGGAUAAGCAUAAACAAAAUCUUUAUUUUACACUGAAACUAGUUAAAUUUAACCUAACCAUACCACAUAAAAAAUGCAACUAUAAUGUUGCUGAAACCCAACAUAAUUUAAGGUGAAAAUUAUUUGUUGGCAUUGUUUGUUGUUAACAUUGCUGAAAUGUUAAUUUUGUCAUUAGCAAACUGACUCUUUUUACCUUUUUAGAUAAAAUAAUUGGGUCAUCCUCCAGUAAGAAUAGAACCUAUAGUUACUAUAGAUGGGAUGUACAAAAUAUGGAUGUGUACCUCCAAAAAUGUUUACAUUUUGUACAACAGUAUAUUUACAUUUUGUUUACAUUUAAUGUACAAAAUGCUUCGAUACAAAACAUUUACAUGUUAUAUAACAGUACCAAAGGCCGCACCAUGAAGUGGACCAGAGUGACCAUAAACCUAACCUGUCCUAAGCCAAUGAUAUGCCAUCUUAGGCCUUACUUAGACUUAUACUAGGCCUAGGAAGUCAUGUAUGGUUGUUGCCUUCUCAGGCCCUUUACACUAUUUACCUGUAGUAAAAAAAAAAACCAUACUGUUUGGCUACAACAGUCCUGCCAUAGUAACUAUAGGUACCAUCAUGUUUUAAAUAAUAAGCUCUGCCUGUUGGACAAAACAUUCUGUACCUCUUAAGCCUAGUUGACUUGUUCUCCCAAAAUGUUCACAACAUAUAUUGUAUGUAUAAAAUAUAUUUAACAAACGAGAGGAUUAAGGAUGGCCUUUACUGUAAUUUCAUUCUUUUAAAUUGCAAGGCGAAGGACUGGGCUUAAGACUCAAGAAGCUCCCGAGCAGCAAUUAACUAGUCAUCUUUGAAAGGCUCUUUCUGCUCCCUACCCAGUACAACACGAGUGUCACAUACAAUUUCUAAAUAUUUAGAAAAAAUUCAGCUUCAUCUAAUGAGUUUUUUUUUUCAGAAUAUACUGUGUAUCACUUUAAUACUACAGUUAUAAUAAAAUAUUUAAUAUAGUUCUAUGAAUGUUUCAGGGCCAUUCACUAAGCUGAACUGCCCUAAAUCUGUUCAUGGCAAGGGCUACGAUCCUAAGUGCCAAAGUAUAAGAAAAUAUAAAAUCAAAAAUCCUGUUUAAAAAUUUGCAUGGGAAUAUUCAUUAACCGUCAUUUGAAAAGGAGUCAUUUGUUCAAAUAAAGACAGUUAUAAUAGCUGAAAGUUUUUUCAUUAGUCACUAUAGUUUUUUGUGCAAGUGGAGGACUUUUGUAUACAGUUUAGUAUACCAUAAAAGAAUGAUCUUGAAAUUAUGUAUCAGGUAUCGCAAGAAACCCCACGGUGAAAUGGGGAAAAUGGUCUUUGUACUCUCACUUCGCUAAGAGCAUUUUCAGAGACUGUUAUAUCUUCGGGAUAACAUUUAGAUACUGCAGUAUAUACCCCUUUAUACAACUUAAUAAAUGACAAAAUAAAUUGUUGCAAAAAACAAAUCAAGGACUUGAGUCCGGAUGUUUAUUCACUUCUCGAUAAUGAAGGUUAGAUUACUCAUCAGAUAACUUAACCUAAUCCUAAGAAAACUCAAAUUUGUUUAACCUAUUUAAAUUGUAAGAAUCAUUUUAAUGAGCAGGUCAACUGUUAUAAUUUCUGCUUACAUAGUGGGCUCCUGGUCAGAAUGGUAUGGUGACUAUAAGAUUCUGCAUGGUUGAACCUUUCUAAAGGUGACAUCUGUUAACAAGUAUGUCUGGAAUCCUUUUAUAAGUUAAGAUGAGUUUGAAGGAUUAAACAUGAAAUGAACAAAUGUGAUUUAUAUCCAAAUGUGCUAUUUGUAAGUCUUCAAGUUUAACUAGUAGUUAUCUUUACAGUAUGUGACAUCCCCACAUGGUCUCUCUACCUAAUAGUUUUUGAGGAAUGGAUGAAUCUGAAAAAAUAUAAGCAUUUAUGAGUGUUAUCCACAUUAUAUAAGGUUUUGUGUAUUAGAGUAAACAAAAUCAAAUAAUAUAAAAUGGCAUAAUUAAAAAUUACAAUGUAAAAUAUCAGAAAAUAAAUUAGUUCUAACCGUUAGUACCAAAUGGUCAUUAUUGUUGAUUAUAGCACUAGAUAUGUUUUAUUUGCAGUGUGUCAGUGUGAUACCAGUGAUGACAUUCAGAGUAUCAAGUACCAAAGCAGUUUUAUGUAUUACAUAAUUUAUUAUGAAUUCUUAUUUCCUGCUAGAUUAUGGUGAUGCCUAUAGCAGAGCCAUCUAUUGAUGAGGAAUGUUAGUAAUCUUUAUAUACUGUAUAGGGAUUACAGAUUACAUAGGUCAAUUCAUUUAUAAUAUUAACCUGAGGAAUGGUACAUUUUACAUUCAUUUUUCUAGGUUAACGAGAAAGAGACGAAACUCUAGAUCUAACAUACGUAGUUUUCAAGAGAUUUGCCUUAAUUUGUUCAGUCUUCCUCUUAUCUAUGAAAGACCAUUCUGCCUGAUUGUAUUCAGGAAAUUGGGUAACUUAGUUCGUCUUGGCGCAUAUUCCAAAUAGAACUUGCAUAAAUUAUCAGUUAUAGAAAGCUUUGACCAGUUAUAUACACAGUAUUAUUAGAUUGUAUGUAAUAUAUUUUUCCUAGUAAUAUGUGGGAAAUAUAGUGCACAUAACCUUGGCACACACUUCAUGGGAAUAUUUUAAAUCAAUUUAUCUGAUAAACUUUGUUAUUUUUGUGUGUUAAUAACUCGGAGAAUUCAAUGGCAAUUAUUUAUUUAAAAUUGUCAUUGAUAUUUAGUAAAAAAAUACGAAUUUGUUGAGGACAAUCAUGAGUAGAUGGGCUGGUUUGUGCUCGGCUUUCUUUGUUUCUUGUGGGGAAGGAUAUACAGUCCUAUUAAGGUGCCAAUGACCUCGUAACAACCUCACAGUUAAGAUGUUGUAGUUCUUUUUUAUUUUUAUAUUAACGCUCCCGGACACAACGUCAAUGUCAAUGCUUUAGUGAAACUAAAAGCAACAAAGUUUUAAAGUGCUUGCUGGGACCAAUGAGCAAGUUGGAGGGGAACUGCACAGGCUCGUACUCCUUUGCAGACGAGGAGUCACAAUAAAGUGGCUGAAAUAUGUUGACCAAACCACUCACUAGAAAGUGAAGGGACGACAACGUUUCGGUCCGUCCUGGACCAUUCUCAAGUCGAUUGUCAGGACGUCAUUCACAAUCGACUUGAGAAUGGUCCAGGAUGGACCUAAACAUUGUCAUCCCUUCACUUGCUAGUGUGAUUUCUGUAUAUAUAUCAAUUAAUUACAAAAUUCUAUGGUACCAAACAUUGCAUGAAGUUAUGUGAGAAGCUAAUAGUUAGUUGGCUUAGUAAAAUUAUCACUUCCAGCAAGGCAAAGAGCACCAUAUUUUUAAGCAAGUGUUGCUUAGGCUUAAAUUCAGAAAAUUAUUAGCUUCUAAAUUUGAAAGAUAAUAGUACAGAUAAAUAUUGUUUAAUAUACCAUACUGGUGUUUUAGGGGGCUUGACUUAAAUGUUGACAAUAUUUUACAUUUAACAUUGUUUAAACCAAUUAUAUAGACUCAUGAUGACAUUGAGGAUUUUCUUGGGGGAGCCACUCCAGAGAGCCUAUGGGUCUUGCCCAGAAAAUGGCGUUUCAUUACAUUCAAUGCGGAUUUUUUAAUGAGAGGCUCU